Schistocerca cancellata (South American locust) is the source of this 1389-nucleotide messenger RNA. Its product is annotated as zinc finger HIT domain-containing protein 3-like. The coding region runs from base 88 to 492 and encodes 134 amino acids. Gene Ontology annotation, molecular function: protein binding. NCBI's taxonomy places the organism in Eukaryota, Metazoa, Arthropoda, Insecta, Orthoptera, Acrididae. The transcript has 3 exons. Gene Ontology annotation, cellular component: pre-snoRNP complex; nucleus. Gene Ontology annotation, biological process: snoRNA localization; maturation of LSU-rRNA from tricistronic rRNA transcript (SSU-rRNA, 5.8S rRNA, LSU-rRNA); box C/D snoRNP assembly. The record is from RefSeq and is a predicted model, not a curated record.
GCACCAACAUUAUAAUUUACAGUUACUGAAGUAAGUGUUUGUAUAUAGCAGUCGCCAGAACCGUGUGUGAAGUGCAAGGAUUGGAAGAUGACAAUUGUUUGCAAUGUAUGCGAGCUUGGAAAGUCGAAGUAUAAAUGUCCGGAAUGUCUGAUUUCUUAUUGUUCUCUUGACUGCUGGAAGACUCACAAAUCUUCAACAACAUGUAAGCCUGUAGUAUACAGACAGGUACAGCGUCGUCUUAAUUUGGUAAGUGCAGCAGAAGAAAAUGCUGAAUCCACAUCAGAAGAUGCUGUUGCCAAGGAGAAGCUACAAGCAUUAGCGGAAUCGGAUGAACUCAAAGAUGUUCUGAAAAACCAUGAAUUAAGAGAGAUGUUAAUAGCAAUUGAUAAGUCUAAAUUUCCUUCACAAGCAAUACAGGCGGCAAUGAUGGAACCUAUGUUUGUGGAAUUUGCUGACAUUUGCCUGAAAAUUGUUGAGCCACCAGCAGAAUGAAAAGCCUAUUUGUAUACUCGGAAUGGUUUUUUUCCAUAUAAUAUUUGUGCGUGCUGCAUUAAGUUCUUUAUGUGAAAAUAUUGUUGUGUAUGUGAAAAAUUAUUUAUUUAAGAUUGUUGUGAUGUAAUUAUCUUGCCGCAAACAUCAUUUUAUAAAUUUGUUAUACAUUAAAAAUGCUUCGUUUUAGUAGCAGAACAAAUGUAUUGACUGUGGCAUAAUAUUUAUGUUGCUGUUGCUUAAAUUUCUAAUGAAUACACACAUUUUCUAGCUAAUAGUUUCAAGAAUGCAAAAUAAGACAAGAACUUACUUGUUGUUUCUGGUGCAAAUAAGCCAGUCUUUAGUCAUAGGGCACCAUACAUGUGACCACUGUCCCUCUCCAAAUAAUUUUUGUUAUCCAUAUACGUAUGUGGAAAAAUAUAUAAAUGUAGGUAGGCAUAGUUUCAUUUCUGUAACUAAAAAAUGUAAAAUUAGAAAAAGUUCUCAUUGUUUGUCAUUGUGCAUAACAAGCUAGUUUCAAAUGGUGCUUAACUGUUUCCAGUUGCAAUACUUUAGAUCUGUUAUGUCAGACAUGAUUACUAUCAAUUGAAUAUCUGCAUUGACAGUGCCAUUAAUAUUAGACAUUCAUAUAUGCCAAAGGUACCAAUACUGUUCUUUCAAAGCAGAUUAUUUUGAUCACCUGGAACUGUUCAUGUAAAAUAACAGCUCCUUUCAACCCCAAAUACUUUUUUGCUUUAGUCUGUAUUGUAAGGCAAAUAAGUGAAUCGCUACAGUAAAAUCUAUUUGUUUGUCGUAUUCAGUGUUCCUGUUUGAUAAAUGUAUGAAGAAUGUUUUCAGAAUUAAUGGAAUUUUUGGUGCACUUUAAGUUGAAAUAAAGAUGUGUGCAUUCUCCCAAAAUAA